Messenger RNA from Girardinichthys multiradiatus, 1999 nucleotides. It is a transcript of the gene dpp7, whose product is annotated as dipeptidyl-peptidase 7. The transcript has 14 exons. Bases 322 to 1644 code for a protein of 440 amino acids. Gene Ontology annotation, molecular function: dipeptidyl-peptidase activity; serine-type exopeptidase activity. The record is from RefSeq and is a predicted model, not a curated record. Gene Ontology annotation, biological process: proteolysis. Gene Ontology annotation, cellular component: vesicle. NCBI's taxonomy places the organism in Eukaryota, Metazoa, Chordata, Actinopteri, Cyprinodontiformes, Goodeidae.
AGCAACACACCUGGGUGCAAUCUCCUCAUCUGCCACUGCUUUUAAGGAGCGGCCAGACCACCAUUCUCCACCUGAUGGUCCAUGUAGUUGGUUGACAUCUCUUCUCUUGUCCUGGAUUGCCUUAGCUCACUGCUUACUUUCCGAACUCACUAAAUCCAUGGUCGUCAUCCACAGCUCCUUUGUCCUGGCUUACCUCCUCCUGCCCACGCUUUGAGAAUCCACAAACAAUCUUUGGCCGCCAGAAAACCUCCUGGUCCAUCAGAUCCCCAGUUCACUGAGAAGUACUUCACUCAGACUGUGGAUCACUUCAACUUCAACAGCAUGGGCAAUGAAACGUUCAGCCAGAGAUACCUGAUCACAGAUCAGUACUGGAAGAAAGGCUAUGGUCCCAUCUUCUUCUACACUGGAAAUGAGGGCGAUGUCUGGGAGUUUGCUCUGAACACUGGGUUUAUCAUAGAGCUGGCAGCUCAGCAGCAGGCACUGGUCAUUUUUGCUGAACAUAGGUACUAUGGUCAGUCUCUGCCAUUUGGCAAGGAGUCCUUCAACAUUCCUCAGGUGGGCCUGCUGACAGUGGAGCAGGCCCUGGCUGACUACGCCAUCAUGAUCAGUGAGCUGAAAGAGCAGCUAGCAGCCACAGACUGUCCUGUUAUUGUGUUUGGUGGCAGUUAUGGUGGAAUGUUGUCCGUCUACAUGAGACUCAAGUAUCCGAAUAUUGUGGCCGGCGCCCUAGCAGCCAGUGCCCCCAUCCUGUCGACCGCUGGUCUCGGAGACUCCAGACAGUUUUUCAGAGACGUUACAGCUGAUUUUGAGAACAUCAGCCCUGAAUGCAGAGAUGCUGUAAGAGGAGCUUUCCAUCAGUUAAAACAAUUAGCUGAACGCCAAGAUUACAGUCGUAUCCAAUCAGAGGUUGCUCUCUGUAAGCCUCCAUCGUCUCCUCGGGACAUCCAUCAGCUAUAUGGCCUGCUGAGGAACGCCUUCACUCUGAUGGCCAUGCUGGACUAUCCUUACAGCACUCACUUCAUUGGCAACAUGCCUGCCAACCCCGUCAAGGUGGCCUGUGGAACCAUGCUGAGAGGACCGGAUCUGCUCGCCAACCUCCGAGACGCUGCAGGGAUCGUGUACAACUCGACCGGACUCCUGACUUGUUUUGACCUGUACAAUCUCUAUGUGGAGUGUGCUGAUCCUACUGGAUGUGGACAGGGCUUUGACAGCCUGGCCUGGGACUACCAGGCAUGCACAGAGGUCGAGCUGUGUUUUGAGACUAACAAUGUGACGGACAUGUUUCCUCCGAUGGCCUUCACUGAGAAGGACCGUGAGGUCUACUGCUCCAAGCGCUGGGCUGUGGUUCCAAGACCAGGCUGGCUUAAAGUCCAGUUCUGGGGUGAAGCCCUCUCUACAGCGAGCAACAUCAUUUUCUCCAACGGGGACCUGGACCCAUGGGCCAAUGGAGGGGUGCGCAAGUCCCUGAGCUCAUCGCUGGUAGCGCUAAACAUUUCAGGAGGGGCUCACCACCUGGACCUGAGAGGAUCUAAUCAGGCUGAUCCAGCGUCGGUCAUCACUGCCAGAAAGACUGAAGCAGAGCUCAUUGCACAGUGGGUGAAGAUGGAACGGACUAGAUUACAAAAAUCAAAGAAGUUCAUCUGACAUUUUCUCAGUUGUUCAAGGAAUUCAACAGAUUACAAAAAAAAAAAGAGCAUUUAAAGCAUCUGUCUUGCACAAUCUUCUUUCCCCUUAGCAUUUGAAUCAAAUGAAUCAUAAAUUAAAGACAUCUGGUUCGAUUCUAUAUUAAGAUUUUUAGCUUCUUCCCUCCACUGAUGCUUUAACGCAGUAAACAUUUCCUGCAGUAGGAACACCUUAACUGAAGAGACAGAUCAAGUGGAGAUUAUCUCAUAUUUAUCAUUUGCUGUUAUUAAAAUGUUUUCCAGCUGAUGCAUUGUGAUGUAGUUUUGCUAAUAAAUGCAUACGGCUGAGAAAUAAAGCAGAUUUUGUUUAAUUCAAA